CAACCGGUAGGCAUUUUGCUUGUCAGCAUAUUUUUAAACAUCUCGCUACUGAGCGGAACGAAUGAGUAUCUACCGAUUCUUUUCAUUACAAGAUAUUAUUCAUGUAUCAAAAGUCUCAACUUGUUCAGCAGGACUCGACAAGAAAUUAAAUAAAGACUGAACCGUAAGUACAGUGUUACUGUUCUUUCAAUAAUCUCUUGAUCGUUAAACGAUUUGAAACCGGCAUGCUGUGACCAGUCUCGUUAUAAAGUAUCUUUUCAUAUCUCAAGCUUUGUGACCAUGCAAAUUGCUUUACUUGAAUAGAGUUUGCCAUUUCGGACACAAUAUCUCGAAAACCUUGCCUGACCAAGUCGAGUGGACUGGAGACGUGCUCCUGAACCAUGUGCUCCGUUGGAAUGUUAACGAAGACUAUGAUUAUUGCAGUUGUGGUAAGUUCACAUUCUGUUUAUUUCAGGCGGGCAAAAUUCAAGCGAUGGAUUAAAUGUAUAUUGUUAAUUCAGAUAGUUUGUUUUACAAUCAGCAGAGAACGUCGGAAAUCAUUAUUUCUUGAUAUUGCUACCUAUGACAUGUGAAGUAAAUUCAUGACAUACACCGGUAGUAUUGAGCAUAUGACAUCAACUUCUCUUUUCCCCUCUUUUUCCCUUUAAGAUGCUAACUGUAUACCAGCUGAUUACUAUAGGGUAAGGAAAAAACGCUUAUCUGGCGGUAACAGAGGGGGAAGAUACUGUUCCAAUAACAAAAUGAAGGUUCCUUCUUUUUCAGCUCCAAGCACAAGGAAGAGAUUGCUUGGGUUGCAAAGGUGAUGAGAUCACCUGGCGUAGCGAUAAACCAGGAAAGAAAAACACGUGUAUACCGUGUAUCGACUGCCCGGACGGAACUGAACCGUCGAUUCCUUGCGGAGGGACCGCCAAAUAUGGAACACACUUACAUUGCGAGGCAUGCAGGCAAGGAACCUUUUCGGACAAUUAUGGAAAAGGACCCUGUAAGCCAUGCUCUCUAUGCUCUGUCGGACGUACAGUGACAAGGAAUUGUUCUCCGACGAAGAACACUCAAUGUGGCUCUUGUAAGUACGGCUAUUACCAGAAAGUUGUCACCAUUAACCUGCUUUCCGAUUGCCUCCCGUGUUCUGUCUGCUGUGGGGACGGUAAAGAUAAGUUAGAAAAGCAGUGCACAGAUCAAGGGCUUCCAAGUCAACAACAUUGCAAACUCAGAGCCGCGCCUAGCUGUUCGAAGAUCACAUCGAGCACGUCAUUUUUAGGAGCAAAUCAUACGGCGAAGAAAGGAACAAUCCGAAAGGGAAAAUCAGAGGAAGCUACUUCAGCUGCUUCAUCAAGAACACUGGAGCCGUCCGCAAGAACCACUGUCAUAACCACAAACGCGACAUUUUCCUCUCAUGAAACGUUACCUACCUCUCAGCAUGGAACUAGUUCAGCUUCAGAAGGAUUUCACGGCAGUAAAUCAAAGGGACCUUUUUCGAGAGAAGCGUCGAUAAUAAUAAUGGCACUGUUAUUGUUGUUUCCUCUAUGUGUGGGAUUUCCAUUAUUUUCAUUGCAAUAAUUGUAAUUGUUCUUAAGCGAAACAAACUUGCACGCUUCUUUGUAAGGACGAGGUGUGGUCCUAUCUUGAGGUGUACAGACGCUGAACUCGGCAAACUAACAGAGAGUACUCCGUUGGAUGUUGUGCCAUUAGAGAUAGGAGAUAGGUGCAUUUGCACUAUUUUGAACACAGUCGAAUGACAGCAAAUUACUCAGUCGUUGAGACACUUUCUUAAAGGACCAACCAAUCAGGACAAAAACACAGGAGAAGACGGCGAUUAAAAAAAUUAUUUCUAUUUUUAACUAGAGUUUCGCGAAUGGCUACAUGUGUUAACUAUCUCUUUCGGCGCUACGCCUCAACUUAAGUAUAACGUAUGUGAACAGUUCCAAAUGGAAAGUUAAAUAAUUUUUUGUCAAGGCUCACGUUCUCAGCUUUGACUCGUCCUUGGUGCAGUCGCUGUCGUAGUUUGCUUAAAGUCGCAGAUCCCAAGGGAGACCCUUAAUAUCAAUCUAUAGGUACAGCUGUUUCAUGUUUAAGACACAGAUAAUGACAAAGAUUUCUAAAAGCGAGGAGUGGUGAACAUGUACCUUAUGUAAGACUUGACAAAACAGGUUUCAUUUCAUUUAUUUAUGAAAUGCUAACAGCGUAAUAUUUUCGUGAUAGGUUUGGUUCUCAAAAUUAAUUAUUGAAAGAAAAAGUUACUUCAAAUAAGUAAAUAAACAAGUUCAAAUAAACACAAAGGGAACAAAAUAGAGGACAGUACAAAGUAGGAUUAGAACUCAGAUACUCAGACCGUGACGUUUCUCCGUGACCAGUUUCUCCUCCGUUUACCCACUUAAUGGUUUCAACGUAGCGUUCUUUUCCAGUUUAACAACAUAAAUAUCAGUAAUUUUCCUUUUCUUUUUGUAGUUCUGGUUUCCUUAAAAGAUUUGAAGUCCCUUUCACCGAAUAUACUGAGGAACGAUGUCGUUGAACUUGUGAAAGAAUUCAUUCAUAGAUAAGUGAAAUUUUUAGACACAUAAGGUUCGUAAUGAAGAAAGGCGAAAUUUGUAAUAUGAGCGAGAUCAAUUAGGAACGGGUCACGACCACAUACAUUUCUCACUUUUACAAUUCUAAGGCGGCUAAAGCUCAUGACACGAAACUAGAUUGAGCGUCACUGUUACCGUUGCGAGAUGAGUUGUGUUGCAUGUAGCUUUGUAGGUUUUCCAUCGGGACAGUUUACACAGGAACGGUUCUUUGUUGAUGUAAUAUUUUGCAAUGUUUCGUAAAUAAAACUGACUUCCUUUUUCGCCC
Messenger RNA from Pocillopora meandrina, 2829 nucleotides. NCBI's taxonomy places the organism in Eukaryota, Metazoa, Cnidaria, Anthozoa, Scleractinia, Pocilloporidae. The record is from the annotation of a GenBank genome assembly.